Molecule: messenger RNA, 1459 nt
Organism: Durotheca rogersii
Lineage: Eukaryota; Fungi; Ascomycota; Sordariomycetes; Xylariales; Xylariaceae
Exons: 1
Coding region: 198-1073 (291 amino acids)
Source: RefSeq, a predicted model, not a curated record
CGAUUUCUAGUAUAUAAUUUCUCGCUCACCGAAGCCUAAUACUAUUCUGUAUCAUACGCCUUUUCCCGUGUGAUCAUUUUCUCUGCCUUUUGCUUCUGCGUUACGUGUCCACGUACACCCCAUAGCACGAGGACGGUUGCACUGCCCGAUCACCCCGUACCCUCGAGGGUCCCCUAUAAAUCCCCUCCCGCCUCGCCAUGACGACGGACUCCCUUGCCAGCAGCAGCGGACCGCUCCUCGACUCGUUGUCCGACCCCGGCACCGACGCUUCCCUUCGUCGCAGUGAUCGACCUUCGAAACACAACCGCGGCCCACGAUCCUCCCGUCGCAGAUCCCGCACCGACCGCUCGCGCAAGCCCAGCAUCCCGCCCGAGGGCUGGGCCCCCGAUGAGCACGACGGCCGGCGGCUUGCCGCCGACCCGAGCAUCGUGCUGCCCGGCGAACGCACGCCGCGCCUUAAGCGGCAGGAGGCCUUCCGCGCUCCCAAGACGCACGAGUCCUACUACGCGGCCCGCUACCUCGCCUUCCCCUGCGCCUACGCCCUUCCCGCCUCCGACCUAGAUUGCGCCAUCGCCGUCGACGACGACGAGUUGUACCGCCUCGGCCUCCUCUACGAGGACGACGGCGUCCGCGGCGCCGGCUUCAGCCUCGACUUGAUAUCUCACACCGAGCCGUACUUGGUGCGCCCGGCGAGGCGUGCGGCGAGGAGGCAGCAGCGCCGGCCACGGGGCGCGCAGCGACGCACGCAAGGCGAGGCAGACCGUGACUUUUCGCAGUUGCGCCUGUACCUCUCGGCCGCCGUGCAGGGCCCCGGCGGUGCGCAGCCCUUGGCCACCAUCCCCGAGCUACCGGAGUGGGAUGGGGCCGAUGUGCCCGGCCUCGUGUCCGACUCGGAGAAGGGGGGCGACGUGUGGGAGGAGGACUACGACUGGGCCUUUGACAUGGCGCUGUCGGGGGACGCCGACGUGCUGAGCCUCCCCGACACGGAAAACGACCUCGACGUCGAUUUCGUAGACGUGACGUCCGGCGGCACCGGAGAAGAAGCCUGGAUCGGGUUGGGCGACGGCUCGUAGCAGAUCCGCUGAGGGGGUCCCCGACUGCCCUUCGGACCCCGACAGAACACAGAGCACGGCGCGGCACUGGGUGGCUGCCUGUGCCUCGGAUUGGCACUCAUUAUGCUCAACCCUGACCCGGGCUUCGGUGCGGAACGGUGCGGGACGACUGUGUGCUCGUGAUCGCGAGGCUGCUUGAGCUCGUCAUACCGUGCCGCGUUCGGAUGUAUCGAUGCGUGUACGCUUUCGUUGUCGAGGCGAUCUGCCUUGCGGAGGGACGUUGUAUAACAAGGGGGCUUUCCGAUAGCAUUAUUGGCAUUGUUUGGAGUAUAGGGUAGCACAUCGACAUCCUUAGCUCGGAGUCUGGGGCGGUUUUUCACAAGUUUUUUUUUUUCUAUAUUACUCUC